CAGAACAUGGAUAUUUUUAUUAUGAGAAAUUAGUAAAUAUGGCUUCGUCUAUCCAAAAUAAUAGAGUAUCGCCUUCGGGUUAUUGUGUAUGUUGUAGAGUGUGUAAUAUGUGGUGUUGGCGAGCCUUCAAGUGGCUUCCAGUGUUGCUUAUAGUUUCGAUCGUAACUUGGUCUUACUAUGCCUACGUUAUUCAACUAUGCAUUUUUACAAUAGAGACAACAGUUCAGCAGUGUAUAUACUUGGUGUUUUAUCACAUUCUUUUGAUCAUGUUCUCCUGGUCAUAUUUUAAAACAAUUUUUGCAGAUAUAAAGCCAAUUCCUGACAAGUAUAAAUUACCUGAAUCAGAAUUAGAGAAAUUAUUGAGUGCUGAAUCGGAGGAUGGCCAAAGGGCUAUUCUAGAAAACUUUGCAAAAGAUCUUCCAAUAGUCACCAGAACAAUGUCCGGAUCGGUGCGGUAUUGCAACCGCUGCGUGCUAGUGAAGCCGGACCGCGCGCACCACUGCAGCAUCUGCUCCCGUUGCGUGCUCAAGAUGGACCACCACUGCCCGUGGGUGAACAACUGCGUGUGCUACCACAACUACAAGUUCUUCAUGCUGUUCCUGGGAUAUGCGCUUCUCUAUUGCCUGUUCGUCAUGUCCACGUGCCUGCCUUACUUCAUUAGGUUUUGGAAGGUCCUUGCAAAUGCUCAGGGCGAAUUCGGCGCAGCGGCGGGCGCGGGAAGAUACCACAUAGUGUUCGCGUUCUUCGUGUCGCUGAUGUUCGCGAUAUCGCUCGGCUCGCUGUUCGGCUACCAUUGUUACUUGGUGGCGAACAACAGAACUACUUUGGAAGCCUUCCGUGCGCCCAUGUUCCGCGGUGGCGCCGACAAGAACGGCUUCUCAAUAGGCGCCUUCAACAACUUCAAAGAGGUCUUUGGCAACAAUCCGAACCUAUGGAUGGUACCAGUCUUCACAAGCCUUGGGGACGGGUGCCAAUUCCCUGUGAGGCGCGAGCACCAACUGCAGACCUUCACGACGCCCCACGAGGCUCACGGGUACGAGUCUAUGGGCAUCACGCGGUCCAGGUCAGACCUCACUGACGACUCCCCAGUCGAAGCUAGUCACAUACCUUGAGGUUUCACCCUAGUCUUUAAACCAGUAUAAAAACAGCGAGCGUUACUCUUGGUUUUUUUUUAUUGGAGGCCCGA
This is a messenger RNA of Chilo suppressalis (striped riceborer), 1186 nucleotides long. The record is from the annotation of a GenBank genome assembly. Lineage: Eukaryota; Metazoa; Arthropoda; Insecta; Lepidoptera; Crambidae.